Messenger RNA from Didymodactylos carnosus, 337 nucleotides. The record is from the annotation of a GenBank genome assembly. NCBI's taxonomy places the organism in Eukaryota, Metazoa, Rotifera, Eurotatoria, Philodinida, Philodinidae.
AUGGCUCCCUAGUCAGGCUUCCACGUUGCGUAAAUUGCAACAAAUAAUGAUUCAGUUUGACUAGUAUUUCAGAGUAAACAAGACUGCCUAUUGAUGCAAAAUAAUCAUUUUUUAUUCGCAGAGCUAUAAAUUAAUUUUUUCACAGAAAUCGUCGACCAACUCCGGUCUAUUGAUUGGUUAAAACCAUCUCCUUUUAUUCAAAGUUUUUCGGAAGAUAUUCAUGUAUAUUCGUUGUACAACAGACUGUGAAUUAAUCGCCUGUUGUUUAUGUUUUCUAUGCCGUGCCUGUUUCGUUUGGCUGUUGAUUUAAAGUUGUAUCUUGUCUCUCAGCUUGCCC